Messenger RNA from Caenorhabditis elegans, 1432 nucleotides. It is a transcript of the gene R04A9.6, whose product is annotated as F-box domain-containing protein. The record is from RefSeq and is marked reviewed. Lineage: Eukaryota; Metazoa; Nematoda; Chromadorea; Rhabditida; Rhabditidae. The coding region runs from base 9 to 1118 and encodes 369 amino acids. The transcript is spliced from 8 exons.
UUUCAGAUAUGCCUGAUCAGGCGAGCUUCCGAACCCCCAAACGAAAAACGUCUCACAAUUAUGAACUGGAAAUCAGGAAAAUCGUAGAAUCUGUGGCCGUGCCGAGCUCGUCAGUGAGUUCGUCUCCUACUGGGACAGAAAUAACAAGUUAUAAGCAGUUAUUUGAUGAUUUUAAUGAGCAUUUCAGAGUUGAGAUGGAGAGUAAACAAGUUUUUCUUGGUGGCCAGCAAAUUUCAAUGCGGACCAAUUGCGAUCAUACCAUGUUUUUCAUAAUCAACACGGAAUCAAAAGUGGUUUUGACAUUUGGGCGUCACUACGUCAGCCUUCCCUUUGCUGAAAUAGUUAAAUUCACUAUAUACAGAUCAACACGAUUCGGAUUUCGACACGCCAUGCUUCUUCAUUUGACUAGUCGUGGUAGUGAAAUUGUCAUUGAGAAGUUCCAAUCUUUGAAAUAUCGUCUUUUAAAGUAUCAUGACGAUGGCGUCGGUCCAGAUUAUAUUGAUCUGCAAAAAAAAACGCUGAUUGUGUCCUUAGCGGAAAGAAACGUCUUUGCAAGUACCCCUGUGGCAGUGCUUCGAAGCUUAUCGGAAAAUGGUAAAGCUUUUCAAGUGAACGAAGGAAAUUGGAUCCGUAUUUUCCAAAUGAUCAAAAUUAAGCUGAGGCGCAAUAAUAACUUAGAAUUGAAUUUAGAGCAAUUUGAUGAAUACGAGAUGGAAGAAACAAUGAACACUCUUGGACUGAGUUGGUUGAAAACUGACAAUAUUUUUGAAAUGAAAGACAGAAAUCAUUUGUUGAAUAUGAUUCCGACAAUGUUUAUGGAGAGCACUUUGCAUGGAGUCUGCGAACUAACGCGUCCCGAUCACUUGAUGCGUCCUUUAGCAAGAAAGCGAAUGUUGAUUUUCACCGACGAUCUAGAGAUGCGGUCAAGCAAUCCAAAACAGACCUACGCAGUGAAGAAUUCAAGUGAACAUCCCCGAAAUAAAAAUGAAGAAGGACCCUCGCAAGAUUUCAGCAAAACGCCCAACUUGGAAGAGUCGUUCAGAGGCUCAAUUGGAUACAGUCUCCUAGCAUCUCUAAUAAGUGAUGACUCCGCUUCCACUCAUUUGUCACCAAAUUAACCAGAAAGUGUUUGGCCCCAAGGCUAUGCAACAUCUUUCAGCAAAAACUUUUUUUUUUAAGUUGUUCGUUUAAAAAGACAUUCUUUAAAAUGCAAUUUCUAUAGAUAUCGAAACAGACUGUGUAAAAAUUAUAUUGUGAUUGUUACCUCAGACACGGGAAUUAUCCUCUAAUGGCCCCAUUUUGUUCCCUUUCACUUCUCCUAAUUCUUCAACUUCCAUCUUGUCGUAGUGGUUUCUCUUUUCAUAUUCCCCAUAAUGAGUUGUUACGGAGUAAAUGCUAACUGUAUGAAAACUUUGGUAAUAAACUUUUGACA